Molecule: messenger RNA, 177 nt
Organism: Paramuricea clavata
Lineage: Eukaryota; Metazoa; Cnidaria; Anthozoa; Malacalcyonacea; Plexauridae
Source: the annotation of a GenBank genome assembly
GCCUUGGAAGGCUUGUUAAUGAUGCAGAGGAAAAGAUGGCAAAUUGCAAAAUAAAAAAAAUACAGCACGGCAAACCACACUUAGCAAUUUAUGCUAAAAAAGACAUAACCUGUGAUGAGGAGUUACACUACGACUAUCACUAUGGUGUGAAGGACCUUCCUUGGCGUAAGACUCAAG